GUGUGUGAGAAAAAGAGAGAGAGAGAGAGGGGGAGAGAGACAGAGGUAUAGCUGUGGAUGGUGGAGGGACGCAGCAGGGCUCCAUCCAUCCUCCGGCUCCGUCAGGACUCUUCAUCCCGCUCACCGACCGCCUCGUUCGGACACUUUUCCGAGCGGCAGAGACGCCGACGGCCGCGCGUCUCCAGUUCCUGCGCAGUUCGCAGACAGGUGGAGGAGGGGGUGAGGAGCGGGUGAGGAGGUGGUGUCACCCACGGCUCGGCUCUCAGUUUUCGCUCUCCUCCCCGCCGCCGCCUUCGCGUCUCCGGGCUUUGAGGAAACUAACUGAAGGUGUGACGCGGAUCCGCAGGUGCGCUCAGGUCCGGAUCCUCCGCCGCGUCUCCGGGAUGUGACCGCGGCUGGGCGGGUUUAGUGUGAGUGGCUGGAGGAGUUCACGGAGCGCUUCUUCUUCUUGUUCUUUUCCUUCUUCUUCUUCUUCUUCUUCUUCUUCUUCCCACUGAUGCUGCGCUUUUCCUCUUUGUUUCUGGAAUGGGAGCAACAAGCGGCAGAGUGCAGCAGCGGCAGCGGCAGCAGCGGCGGCGGCUCUGCGCUCUCCUGACGCGGACAACGCGCUGCUGAAGCCUCGGUGCGGGUGCUGGAGCUCCACCUGCGGAAUUACUGCGUCCUGAGCGGGUGUGUGCGCGCGUGUUUUGCUUCAUUUCUGGGAAUGAACUGUUGGAUUUCUGAAACUCUCCAGAGAAGCGCGGCGGUUCUGCGUGUUCCGAAUCCGGUCAUGGCCAGCAGGCGCUCCGGUAGACCCCCCCAGCUGCUCCGCUUCCUGUGGCUGCUCCAAGCCCUCCUGGACCUGGCCGGCUCCCAGGAGAUUUACGCGCCGCACUCGAUCCGGGUGGAGGGCGACGUGACGCUGGGGGGGCUGUUCCCGGUGCACGCCAGGGGGGUCCCGGGGAUGCCGUGCGGGGACAUCAAGAAGGAGAACGGCAUCCACCGGCUGGAGGCGAUGAUGUACGCGCUGGACCAGAUCAACGGCGACGAAGAGCUGCUGCCCAACGUGACCCUGGGCGCGCGGGUCCUGGACACCUGCUCGCGGGACACGUACGCGCUGGAGCAGUCGCUGACGUUCGUGCAGGCGCUGAUCCAGAAGGACACGUCGGACGUCCGCUGCACCAACGGGGAGCCGCCGGUGUUCGUGAAGCCCGAGAAAGUUGUUGGGGUGGUCGGCGCGUCCGCCAGCUCCGUGUCCAUCAUGGUGGCCAACAUCCUGCGGCUCUUCCAGAUCCCACAGAUCAGCUAUGCAUCCACGGCCCCAGAGCUCAGCGACGACCGGCGGUACGACUUCUUCUCCCGGGUCGUCCCUCCGGACAGCUUCCAGGCCCAGGCGAUGGUGGACAUCGUGAAGGCCAUGGGCUGGAACUACGUCUCCACAGUGGCCUCAGAGGGCAGCUAUGGGGAGAAGGGGGUGGACGCCUUCAUGCAGCUGUCCAGAGAAGCAGGUGGAAUCUGCAUCGCUCAGUCCCUGAAGAUCCCUCACGACCACAAACCGUCCGACUUUGAUAAAAUCAUCCGCCUGCUGCUGGAGACCCGCUACGCCCGGGCGGUCAUCCUGUUCGCCUCCGACGAAGACAUCAGGGGUGUCCUGAACGCCAGCAAGCGAGCCGACCAGGUGGGUCACUUCCUGUGGAUCGGCUCUGACAGCUGGGCCAAAAACAGUCCCAUCAACCAGCUGGAGGAAGCCGCCGUCGGAGCCAUCACCAUCCUGCCGAAGAGAGCCACCAUCAGCGGCUUCGAUGCGUACUUCACGUCGCGGACUCUGGAGAACAACCGCAGGAACGUGUGGUUCGCCGAGUAUUGGGAGGAGAACUUCAACUGCAAACUGAUGAGCUCCUCCAAGAAGGACGACAGCAGCAGGAAGUGCACAGGUCAGGAGCGGAUCGGCAUCGACUCCAAGUACGAGCAGGAGGGGAAGGUCCAGUUCGUGAUCGACGCCGUCUACGCCAUGGCCCACGCCCUCCACAACAUGCAGCGAGACCUGUGUCCAGAAAACUCCGGCAUCUGCCCCGAGAUGGACCUGGCCGGGGGCAAGAAGCUGCUCAAGUACAUCCGCAGCGUCAGCUUCAACGGAAGUGCUGGUACUUCGGUGACGUUCAACCGUAACGGCGACGCUCCCGGACGCUAUGAUCUGUUUCAGUACCAGUGGAACAACGUGAGCGGACCAGGAUACCGUGUGAUUGGACAGUGGACGGAGACGCUGCAGCUCAACAUGGAGGACAUGCAGUGGCCUCGGGGCGAGCAGGACGUUCCCACCUCCGUCUGCAGCCUUCCCUGUAAAGCCGGCGAGAGGAAGAAGGUGGUGAAGGGCAUGCCGUGCUGCUGGCACUGCGAGCCCUGCGACGGCUACCAGUACCAGCCGGACGAGUUCAACUGCAAGCUGUGCUCCUACAACAUGAGGCCCAGCGCCAACCGCUCGUCCUGCCAGCCCAUCCCCAUCAUCAAGCUGGAGUGGCACUCUCCGUGGGCCGUGAUCCCCGUCUUCCUGGCCAUGCUGGGCAUCAUCGCCACCAUCUUCGUCAUGGCCACGUUCGUACGCUACAACGACACGCCCAUCGUCCGGGCGUCGGGCCGCGAGCUGAGCUACGUCCUCCUGACCGGAAUCUUCCUGUGCUACAUCAUCACCUUCGUCAUGAUCGCCAAGCCGGACGUCGGCGUCUGCUCCUUCAGGAGGAUCUUCCUCGGCCUCGGCAUGUGCAUCAGCUACGCCGCCCUGCUCACCAAAACCAACCGCAUCUACCGGAUCUUCGAACAGGGCAAGAAGUCGGUGACGGCGCCGCGGCUGAUCAGCCCCACCUCGCAGCUGGCCAUCACCUCCAGCCUGAUCUCGGUGCAGCUGCUGGGGGUUCUGGUGUGGUUCAGCGUGGAUCCGCCCAACACCAUCGUGGACUACGACGAGCAGAAGACCAUCAACCCGGACCUGGCGCGAGGCGUGCUGAAAUGCGACAUCACGGAUCUGCAGAUCAUCUGCUCGCUGGGUUACAGUAUCUUGCUGAUGGUGACGUGUACUGUUUACGCCAUAAAGACCCGCGGCGUCCCCGAGAACUUUAACGAGGCCAAACCCAUCGGCUUCACCAUGUACACCACCUGCAUCGUGUGGCUCGCCUUCAUCCCCAUCUUCUUCGGCACGUCGCAGUCAGCGGAGAAGCUCUACAUCCAGACGACCACGCUGACCAUCUCCAUGAACCUGAGCGCGUCCGUCGCCCUCGGGAUGCUCUACAUGCCCAAAGUCUACGUCAUCAUCUUCCACCCGGAGCUCAACGUGCAGAAGAGGAAGCGGUCCUUCAAGGCGGUCGUCACGGCGGCCACCAUGUCCACCCGGCUGUCCCACAAAGCCAGCGACCGGCCCAACGGCGAGGCCAAGACGGAGCUGUGCGAGAACGUCGACCCCAACAGUCCAGCAGCCAAGAAGAAAUAUGUGAGCUACAACGACCUUGUGAUCUAAUGGCAUUCCUCCAUCAGACUGCAGAGAGAGCGAUGACGGCGGGAGAUGUCUGGUCUCCUGCCCUGCUGGCUAAAAACAAGAAACCGGAGAAAAAAAUAGACGGACGGAAGGAUGUUUUUUUUAUUUUAAAAGUUUCGUGUGCUUCACUGCCCGCCAGAGACUGAGAAGCAAAGCCUGCUGGGACUUUUUCCUUUCAGACACUCACUCGGUCGAAGAGAAAGCAAAGAGACGGAGGCGCUUUUAAAAGAGAAAAAACACACAGAAGGCGAGGAAGAUGAAAAAAAUAACCUGCUGGUGGGAGCCGGCGGUCGUGUUGCAGCCUCCAGGUGGCGCUCGGCGGCGCUGACGGGUUUCCACGCCGAUGAUGUCAAACGAAGCAGCCGACCACGAGCCCGCCCGCCUCCCCUCGUCUCUUUACGUACUUCCAAACUGCAAGUUUUCCAACCUUCCUGUCAACCCGUGUGCUGGUCUUUAUGGCGUUACGUCGGCCUCCUCCGGUCGGUCCGGUUGCUUUCGUUUGCGAUGGUUCUGGUUCUGUUUUGCUUCUUGGAUGCACAAAGUUUUUUUUGUUAUUUUUCGUUUUUAUUAAAGCCAUAUUCUUCGCUUUGGGAUUUGGAGGGCUUUGCUCACGCUGCCAACCGGACUCUGAUUUUUGUCAUUUAAACGUCAAAAAAACCUUUAAGCAAGCAAAAAAAAUGGACGUCUGUAAAGCCACUGAAAAUUUAUUUCCUCGCAUUCUUUGCUGUGAGACGGCAGCCAUGAACAUCAUUAUUAUUAUUUUUAUUGAAAUACAUGCAGAUAACUGACCAAACCAGCAUCAAAUUUGGCAUUUAUUGGCUGCAAAUUUGGAAUGAAGUAAAAAUGGAAGCCAUUUUCCAAGAUGGCAGACAUUGGUAUCAUAUUUUUUGUAUUUUUUGGAACAUCUUUAAACUCUUUUAUCCAAUUUUUUAGGACAUUAACAUUGUUUAAGGCAUUAUUAACACCUUCAGAUUUGAUUCUGGCAACAGAAAGCUUCUACAAACCUUUUAAAGUUUAGUAAAAUCUCAUGAAGUCAAAGUCAUAAAGUACAAGAAGAACUUGACAUGAUUAAAACUCUGUAAAAUAAUUACUAUUCACUGAGAAAAGCUCUGAAAAAAUCAUCUAAUUUAAAAAUGCAGUUAUUGUAGAUUGUAGACUGAAGGCUCUAUUGGACGUUGUUCUGUUAAACAUCAACUAAUAACUGAUCUGAUUCUAAAAUUAUUUGGAUGUGACCAAAUCAGAGCUAAAAAUAAUAAAAAUUAAUUGAACUUUUUAAAUUGGAGUCUGGUUUGAUGACGGUUCCUCCUCGAGCUAACUAUUAUUUUAAGGAUUAAUCGGCCGGCUGUUUGGUCUGUAAGAUGUCAGAAAACUGUGAAAAACGUCCAUCAGUGUUUCCAAAAGCCAAAAAAUGUACAGUUUACUGUCAUAGAGGAGGAAAGAAACCAGGAAAUAUUCACAUUUAAGACGCUGCAGUCACAGAAUUUAGACGUGAAACUAAUGAACAGAUCAUCAGUUAUUGCAGCUUUAGUGUUUAAAACCUUUGCUGCACUUGGACUUCACAGUAAGCAGAGAAACCAGCAGUUACACUCCAAUAACUGACUCCUCUCAGUGUUCACACCAUUUUUAGGUUCAUGAUCCAAACCCAGCUUUCAGAGGCUUUAAUCGUCCAACAGGUUCCAUCCAAACUCGUAGCAUUUUCUUGGAAAUCCAUCAUUUUUUUUCCUCCGUCAGACGCUUGUAAAAACCGUCUGCGAGUCUGAAAAAGAAAAGAAAAAAGCUUGACUUUGACGGUCCGCUGGCCGUGAGCGCAGAGCCGAGAAGAAAACGAAAAAAGGUGGUGUUUGUUUGAGACGUCUGUGGUCAUUGAUGAAAGCUUUCCCAUCCCGACAUGUGUGUUCCUUCUCCACACAAACACACACACACACGACUUCUCCAGUGUUUUCUAAGUGUUUGCUGAUGAUGAUGAUGAUGAUGAUGAUGAUGAUAACGGGCUGAAUAUCCGGUGAUUUCAUGGACUGCAACCAAAAGGUGUUGAUGUCGAGGUCGUCAAUGCAUGCCUGAUAUGUUCGAUGUUGAAACCGAAUCAGAUUUAAAAAAAAAAGAGAAAAAAGCAAAACAAAAAAAGAAGUAAAAAAAAAAAGAAUCCUCACGGCACAGUCGAUUCCACCUGUCUGCUCUGAAUUGUACCGUUUCUGGUUUUCCUUUUAUUUUCCGUUCCUUUACUCGGAUUCUUUCUCACACGGCAGAAUAUGGCUUUGAUCGGUUUCUUAUUUUCCUGGAAACUUGUGGGAGAAAAAGAAGAGUAUAUAUUUAAAAAAAAAGAAAAAUACUUGUUUUGGGGGAAAAAAAACAGGAAGCAUGUAUGUUUUCUACUGUUUGUACUCAGUAUAUUCAUGUUGCCCUUGCUGCUUAUGUGCCAACGUUGUGGGAGAGAUUUACAUUUGGCCACUCAUGCAACUAUUCUGUGGUGUUGUCCAAGAAUGUAUCAACAUGAAAUAAAAACAUUUGGUUAUUUUUUUUAUAUACAA
Messenger RNA from Acanthochromis polyacanthus (spiny chromis), 6033 nucleotides. RefSeq names its product metabotropic glutamate receptor 7 (gene grm7). Gene Ontology annotation, biological process: regulation of synaptic transmission, glutamatergic; G protein-coupled glutamate receptor signaling pathway. NCBI's taxonomy places the organism in Eukaryota, Metazoa, Chordata, Actinopteri, Pomacentridae. Gene Ontology annotation, molecular function: group III metabotropic glutamate receptor activity. Gene Ontology annotation, cellular component: membrane. The record is from RefSeq and is a predicted model, not a curated record.